AUGCAUCACCAGCAGCGUGACAGCGGCAACGUCAUGACGAAGCCGUCGGAUGACACCUUGCACGCCAAAGUCAUACGGGAGCACGACCACCAGCGAAAUGAUAUGGACAUUGAAGCCAACGAUGCCCAAAUCAACGAGCUUGUCCGGCCUUACAGUCUUGACUUGAUUCGAUCCACAUCGAGACUCGACCCUGGCAUCAACCCAUUCUUAUCAGAUCAUCCAUCAUUGAACCCAAGCUGCCGCGAAGAGUUCAACGCCAAGAAAUGGGCCCGAGCCCUCCUUCAGCAUUCAUGCCACCAUCCCGAAGACUACCCUAGGCUUGAAGCUGGAGUUGCGUAUCGUAACUUGAGUGUUCAUGGGUACGGUACUGAUACCGACUACCAGAAGGAUGUUCUUAACGUCCUCUGGCAAGCACCUAUGAUGAUCAAGCAGGCUCUCAGCAACCGUCGCCAAAAGAUUGACAUCUUGAGAGAGUUUGACGGUAUCAUCAAGAGUGGUGAGAUGCUCUUGGUGCUAGGUCGUCCCGGCAGUGGUGUCUCUACCCUGCUCAAGACGAUCGCCGGCGAGACCCAGGGUCUUCAUCUGGGGGAUCAUUCACACUUCAGCUAUCAAGGCAUCCCAAUGGAAACCAUGCACAAGCGAUUCCGAGGAGAAGUCAUCUACCAAGCCGAAACCGACAUCCACUUCCCCCACCUCACAGUUGGACAGACACUCCUCUUCGCCUCACUAGCAAGAACGCCAAAGAACCGACUUCCCGGUGUCAGCAGGCAGAGAUACGCCGAACACUUGCGGGACGUUGUUAUGGCCGUCUUUGGUAUCUCCCACACCAUCAACACAAAGGUUGGAAACGACUUCGUCCGUGGUGUCAGCGGAGGCGAGCGCAAACGCGUGAGUAUCGCAGAGGUCACGCUCAGCCAGGGCCCUAUCCAGUGCUGGGAUAACAGCACUCGCGGGUUGGACAGUGCUACUGCGUUGGAGUUUGCUCGGACUCUGCGGCUAUCUACGAACAUGGCCAAGACUUCUGCCAUUGUCGCGAUGUAUCAGGCCUCGCAGCCGGCAUAUGAUGUAUUCGACAAGGUCGCGGUACUCUAUGAAGGUAGACAGAUCUACUUUGGUUCUACGGCGCUGGCAAAGCAAUACUUCGUCGAUAUGGGAUACCGUUGCCCCGACCGUCAAACCACCGCCGACUUCCUCACGUCUCUCACGAAUCCCGCAGAACGGGUGGUCCGCAAAGGAUUCGAGAACAGAGUUCCCAGAACAUCAGACGAGUUUGCAACUGUGUGGAAGAGCAGCGACGUCAGGGCACGCCUGAUGGAGGAGAUAUUUGCCUUUGAGGAGGAGCAUCCUCUCGAUGGCUCAGGGAUCGACAAGUUUGCCGCGACGCGCCAGGCCCACAAAGCCUCUUUUGUGACGCCGCAAUCACCUUAUACCAUCUCUCUGCCUAUGCAAAUAUGGCUCUGCAUGACGCGUGGGUAUCAGCGUCUAUUGGGUGACUGGCUGUUCUUCGUUGUCACUGUUGGUGGCAACUUGGUCAUUUCUCUGGUGCUUGGAAGCAUUUUCUUCGACCUGCCAUCUGAUGCAUCGAGCAUGAACUCUCGUUGCAUUCUGCUGUUCUUUGCGAUCUUGUUCAAUGGACUCAGCAGUGCUCUUGAGGCAUGUCAUUUUUCUGCAGCCAUAUGGCCUACGAUAAGCCGGACCCAUUGUCGAAAAACACGCUCGCUACGCUUUAUAUCACCCGCCUCAGAAGCUAUUUCCUCGACAAUCUGCGAUCUUCCAAGCAAGAUUCUAUCGACCUUGGCCUUCAACAUUCCCUUAUACUUCAUGGCGAAGCUCCGCCAAGAGGCCGAUGCCUUCUUCAUCUUCCUCCUUUUCGGUUUCACCACCACUCUCUCAAUGUCGAUGAUCAUCAGAACCAUCGGCCAGACCUCCAAGACCAUUCACCAAGCCUUGACGCCCGCCGCGAUCUUUAUCUUAUCGCUCGUUAUCUAUACCGGUUUCAUCCUCCCUACCCGCGAUAUGAAGGGCUGGCUCCGCUGGAUCAACUACAUCAACCCGAUCGCCUACGCGUUCGAGAGCCUGGUCGUCAACGAGUUCAACGGUCGGCAAUUCCCCUGUCCCUCGUUCGUUCCGGCUUACCCGAACGCGGAGCCGAAUGAGAGGACAUGCUCGGUUGCUGGCGCUGCUCCUGGUGCAGACUUUGUUGACGGUGACUUCUACAUGAAUGCCACUUUCAGUUACUACAAGUCUCAUAUUUGGAGGAAUUUCGGAAUCUUGAUUGCCUUUAUCGUUUUCUUCAUGUGUGUCUAUUUGCUCGCGGCGGAGUACAUCACCACAGACCGCUCUAAGGGCGAGGUAUUGAUCUUCCGGCAUGGCCACUCGGCUCCGAACCUAUCAAAGAACUCAUCCGACGAGGAGACCGGCCAAUCCGGACGUGUUUACCAGCACGAAAAGUCUGAAGGACAUGCUGCUCAGUCCGGUGUUAAACAAACGGCAAUCAACAAGAGCCAAUCGGUAUUCCACUGGAAAGACGUUUGUUAUGACAUCUCCAUCAAGGGAAACAACCGCAGGAUUCUUGACAAAGCCAGCGGAUGGGUGAAGCCUGGAACUCUGACUGCUUUGAUGGCAAGUGGACCUCGUUUAUGGAAAAGGAUCUGUACUGACGACCAGUCAAGGGCUCUACUGGCGCUGGCAAGACUACUCUUCUUGAUGUCCUAG
Molecule: messenger RNA, 2715 nt
Organism: Colletotrichum spaethianum
Lineage: Eukaryota; Fungi; Ascomycota; Sordariomycetes; Glomerellales; Glomerellaceae
Product: ZEB2-regulated ABC transporter 1
Exons: 7
Coding region: 1-2715 (904 amino acids)
Biological process (GO): transmembrane transport
Cellular component (GO): membrane
Molecular function (GO): ABC-type transporter activity; ATP hydrolysis activity; ATP binding
Source: RefSeq, a predicted model, not a curated record